AUAAUGUUAAUAAUGUAUGUAAUAUUAAAAUAUAAUUUGGCAGAGAAAUCAAGAGAAUAUGAAUAAAUGUUAAAAAUUUUCCAAAAACUGUUAAGUCAAAAUCUGUUAUUUCUCAUUGAUGUUAUUUUAAAACGGCUUCUUUUUAUUUCUUAUGAUUUCUCUUCGUCCUCUGCUAUCAGUAGCAUUUCGAUAACGUUUAUCCAACGAUUCUACGCAUUCCAAGGAUAUACUCUUUUUUUCUUAAAGAUUUCGUUUCUUUUAUCGCUAGACUAGUGCGAUAAUGUGAACACGUACGUACAUAGGAGUGUAGCGUCUUCGAUAACGUCGUUACACCUGAAUGUCUGUCUGUGUACAUAUAAAUGCAGAGAAACGUGCGUGGUGCGGCAGAACGUUAGCAGCGCUAGGUGCAGUAUUGUCGAUCGCCGGUGCACGCACAGUAAGGCCUGUUCUACAAUACGUCGUAUGUCGGAUCGUAAACCAACGGGCCUAAGGCGCUUGUGUGAUAUCCACUUGUGUACGACGUGAUCUAACCGGAUCUCCUUUAUUCGCUUACGCUCGUUGAAGAAAGCACGACUCCAGUUUUCCUUCUACGUUUGCCUACAGGCGGAAAUCCAGAGACGAAUCUCAUAUACGAAAAUGAUCAAGAAAUUCAGUUACAUCGUGUUGAUUGUUGCACUGUUAACCAGUGCUCGUCUGGGGACAGGUGCUCCGCAGAACUGGGAAAGCAAAAUGAGAAAAAAUAUGGAUACUUGGAAACGCAAUUUUAAAAAUGAAAUGAAUCAAUUCAACCAAAAUCUGCGAGAUGAAAUGAAUCGAUUAAAUCAAAAUUUGCAUUUGCAACAAUUGCAACGAGAGAAUGAAUUCAACCAAAAUCAACAAACAUUGCAAUAUGAAAUGGAUCAAUUAAACAAAAAUUUGCAUUUGCAAGAAUUGCAACGACAGAAUUCAUUGCAAUCGAUGCUCGCGCAAGUUAACAAAACAAUUGCGAAUCUACCAAAAGAUGCAUCACAAGAAAGUAUAAAAAUAAAUGGCGCAUUUACUAGUGACGGAAUAAUAGGAAAAGGAUCAACAUUAAAUGGCUGCUACGUUAAGAAUAUCAACACUAUAAAUGGUUUGUCAAAAAUAGUCAUGUCCGGCCAUACACCAAACGGAGAACCAUACGUGCGCAUUAUCGAGGAAAGAAAGGAUAGGAAAUAUCUUUAUCGCAAUGAGACCAUUUACAAUAUAAAAACUAACGCUACCGAGAACAUUUCUUUGAAACUGGAUCUCACAAUUCCAGACGCCAGGCACAACGGAAAUUUACUUGUAGAUGCAUCACAAGCAGCUAUAAUAAGUAGCGUAAUUAGUAACGGAAUAAUAGAAAAAGGAUUAACAGUAAAUGGCUGCAACAUUAGGAGUAUCAACACUAUAAAUGGUCUGUCAGAAAUAGUCGUGUCCGGUCACACAUCAAACGGAGAACCAUACGUGCGCAUUAUCGAGACAAGAAGGGAUAGAAAAUAUCUUUAUCACAAUGAGACCAUUUACAAUAAAAAAACUAACGCUACCGAGAGCAUUCGUUUGAAACUGGACCUCACAAUUCCAGGCGCCAAGCCAGAAAUUCUCACGGACGAAUAGUGAAACGAUACGUUCUUAUUUUUAUGUCUUACAUCACGGUAUAUAACUUGCAUUGCUUAAAAUUUGCAUAAAUUGAUCUAAAUUCAUAAACUUAGAUUAGAAAAGAAAAAUGAGAAUAAAGCUACUGCAACACCGUGAGGCCUUCGUAGAUAACAAUAUAAAUAAUGAGAGAAAUUAUGAAUCACGAUAUGUAAAAACAGAAUAUUGUUGAAUUUUUAUCCAUUAAAAUUCGGAAUGUCAGAAAAAUGUGUUUUCUUCGCUCAACCUUGGUGUUAAGAAGAUACAAUUAUGUCGAAAUAUGUUUGAUAAACACAUGUAGUUUUACACGCCUCUCGAAAUAUCAUUAUCUGUCGGAUGAGAACGCAAACCGAUCGUAAAGUGUGACAGUAAAAUCGUGAAUUAUGCGGCAGGGAAAGUCGCACAAUUAUCAAGUUGCGCAAACCGACGGAGUAAAUAUACGGCUAUUUUUUUUAUUAUAAUUUUGCAAGCAGGGGUGAGGAGAGCAGGUUUGUGGACAAUAACAAAUUUCAAUUAAAACACGACAUUAUCGAUUUUAAGAAACCAAUAUCGAUAUCCAUUCCUUCGCGAUUUCCUACUGUGUAUGUUCAGUUGAAUAAGCACUCAUUGUGACAAAGAAUUCCUGUGUACUUUGAUUACAUUGCAAAUAAAACCCUUCUCGAUUGAAAAAACUCUUGAUAAAAACUCUUAGCAAUUAUGUUUUAUGUGUUUCUUAAUAAAACUGUGAUAUUAUUUGCUACUUAAUAAAACUGAUUUCAACAUAU
Messenger RNA from Wasmannia auropunctata (little fire ant), 2396 nucleotides. RefSeq lists its product as uncharacterized. The record is from RefSeq and is a predicted model, not a curated record. Lineage: Eukaryota; Metazoa; Arthropoda; Insecta; Hymenoptera; Formicidae. Bases 637 to 1614 code for a protein of 325 amino acids. The transcript has 4 exons.